Nothoprocta perdicaria is the source of this 1566-nucleotide messenger RNA. It is a transcript of the gene POC1A, whose product is annotated as POC1 centriolar protein A. Gene Ontology annotation, molecular function: protein binding. Gene Ontology annotation, biological process: cilium assembly. The coding region runs from base 334 to 1440 and encodes 368 amino acids. Lineage: Eukaryota; Metazoa; Chordata; Aves; Tinamiformes; Tinamidae. The transcript has 10 exons. The record is from RefSeq and is a predicted model, not a curated record. Gene Ontology annotation, cellular component: ciliary basal body; centriole.
CGGAGCCCUCCGAGGAAGCUGGGCACACAGACCUGCUGGACCUGCUCUCCAGCAACCUGCCGAGCUCUGUGCGGGCUUGCCCAGGCCAGCUCCAGCGCCUGGCAAGGAUUGGGACAGCUCCGUAUCCUUUGGAAAGGGACUUUCUUCAGGGGCUGAUGUCAGCUGYGCUUUCUUGCCCUUUGAACUCUCAGGUAGCAUAUCUCAUUGCACGGUGAUAAAACCUGCCAGUCUUUUCUGCAGCUCGCUUUGGAGGCRUGAAGCUUCCUCUUGGCUGCGUUUUCAGCGGUGCCAGUAACUUGUUCCUGACAUAUUUUGUCGCUGUCAAGUGGCUCGAUGGAUUCGUGCUUGAUGAUCUGGAGCAUGAGACCUCAGAUGAGAGCCUAUCGCUUCAUGGGCCACAAAGAUGCAGUGAUGUGUGUUCAGUUUUCACCCUCUGGUCACCUCGUGGCUUCAGGCUCUAGAGAUAAAACAGUUCGUUUAUGGGUUCCCAGCGUCAAAGGAGAAUCCACUGUGUUCAAAGCUCACACGGGAACCGUCAGGAGUGUUCAUUUCUCCAGCGAUGGCCAGUCCUUGGUUACAGCUUCUGAUGAUAAAACCAUCAAAGUGUGGACAGUUCACAGACAAAAGUUUCUAUUCUCACUUAGUCAGCACAUAAACUGGGUUCGCUGUGCCAAGUUCUCUCCUGACGGACGAUUAAUAGUGUCAGCCAGUGAUGACAAAACUGUGAAGCUGUGGGAUAAAACGAGCAGAGAAUGUAUACAUUCCUUCUGUGAGCACGGUGGGUUUGUGAAUCAYGUGGAUUUUCAUCCCAGCGGUACCUGCAUUGCUGCAGCUGGCACAGAUAACACAGUGAAGGUGUGGGAYGUGAGGAUGAAUAGACUUCUCCAGCAUUAUCAAGUUCACAGUGCUGUGGUAAACAGUCUUUCCUUUCAYCCCUCUGGAAAUUAUCUGGUUACUGCUUCCAAUGAUUCAACUCUGAAAAUUCUGGAUUUGCUCGAAGGACGACUUCUGUACACRCUCCAUGGUCACCAGGGACCAGCCACCUGUGUGGCGUUCUCAAGAACUGGAGACUUCUUUGCUUCUGGGGGCUCUGAUGAGCAGGUGAUGGUGUGGAAGACCAACUUUGAUGCAGCAGAUUAUGGCGAUGUGCUGAAAACCCAGAAAUCUGGCACUAGCGUGGAUGGAACCCAUCACAGUCAGCCAUCAGAAAUGGAGUGUGGUGUUCACCUGAAGAAAACUAAGCCUCAAGAUCCUGGUAGGAACCACCACCACCAGCAAGAUGAGGAGACCAUUGCAAAUACUCUAGAGCACAUUGUGGGACAGCUGGAUGUUCUGACUCAGACUGUUUCCAUCCUGGAGCAGAGGCUGACCCUCACUGAGGACAAGCUGAAGGAAUGCCUUGAGAAUCAGCAGAAAAUCAUUCAGAACAAAGUGAACUGACUGCAAGAGAGAGAAGUGAAGGUGCUUGGAGGUUUGAGGUUUGGUUGUUUGGGUUUUUAACUGAGUGUGUGUGACUAAUUAUUUUGAGAGAACUGAUUUCUGAUUGACAUGUACAGUUACUGUAUC